Messenger RNA from Erinaceus europaeus (western European hedgehog), 2249 nucleotides. RefSeq names its product chromosome 13 C1orf87 homolog (gene C13H1orf87). The record is from RefSeq and is a predicted model, not a curated record. The coding region runs from base 315 to 1970 and encodes 551 amino acids. The transcript has 12 exons. NCBI's taxonomy places the organism in Eukaryota, Metazoa, Chordata, Mammalia, Eulipotyphla, Erinaceidae.
CUCUGGAUUCUGGGGUGAGCCAAAGUCCCACAGCCUCCCUGAGGCAGAAGGAAACCUGCUCCCCGCCCAGCAACAGUCCUCUGCGUCCUUAGCAACCCGGUGCGGAGCAAAAAGCCUCCUGAGAGUGGAGCCCUGUGAUUGGACUCUGGUUCAACUCCUCCCUUCUUCCCUUGGCUUUUCUCCUCCCAACCUCUUCCAAGGGGCCUCCACCAGACAGUUUCCAGGGGGAGAAACCGGGACUCCAGAAGCACCCUUGAGCUACCUGAGUGUGGAAACGUCGCCUCAGUGGACUUGAAGGAAUUUUGAGAAGAGCCAUGUUUCCAGUUUGGAAGGUCCCCUGUGAAUCAGAUGCAAUGCCUGAGACAGUGGUGAAAAUUAUUGGAAGUAAACACUUUCGGUACCUUGUGGAGAAGCCAAACACUAAGGAGAAUGAGAACAUGAAGGCAGAAACACAGACGGUGACACAGACGGUGCUCCCCAAGUCCAUGACUGUUAAUGCAAAGCAACUGAGCAGCAGCCCUCCAGCUACGACUAACUUCACUGAAAACCAAGUCAACCCUAAGCCAAAUGAUUUGGAAGAGUGCAAGCACCCACAGAACCAGAAACCCGCGAACAACCAGAAACUUCUGGAAGAAGUGCACCAUAGCAGAUUUCUGGACGGCAGAAUUCCCAGCCAGACUGUUGUUCACUGUAGCUCUGUACCUAGUGGAGACCAAUCUCUAUCCUAUAUCCAUGGUCUUCCCAGGAGAAAUCUAAGAGACUGGUCCUUGGAACAGAUGGUGAGAGAAAGCUCUAACCAAACUGAGGAGACUGGCCAGAGAACAAGUGGAACAAGAGAAGAUACUUUCCUCCUUGCCCUAGUCCAAAAAGAACUCAAAGCAUACCCUUUGAGUUCCAGCUUAUUAGACAAGCUUCAGAAGGAGCUAAAGGUCCUGGAUCCUAUUUCUUCAGGUUUUCUUCUUCAAUCUCAGCUGAGUCGCCUUUUCUUGAAGCAUGAAGUUCCUCUACAGUUACCAACAGUGAAGAUGCUUUGUCAGAGAUUCUCCAGGCAGGACUCUCUGGAUAUGGUGAAUUAUGGAAAGCUACUCUGGUUUUUAAAAGCUGCAGCUUCAGAUGAUCUACAACAGAGCAAAAGAGUUGUUGACAACAAUCUGAAGAAAAUUCAGAGUCAUGACCAUCAGAGUCAAAGUGCUACUGUUCCUCAAGAAUCCAGCUCACAGUCAGAAGUGAAUAAGGAUCUGCUGGAGAUCUUUAAGAUGGCACUAAGAGCAGCCAAUGGCAAACUCAACACAGAGAAUCUCAUUCUGAGCUUUCGGAAAGAAGAUCGCUCAUUUUCUGGAUACCUACCACCACCCAAGGUCAGGGCAAUAUGUGGGAAGCAUGGAUUAUAUCUGACUUUGAGCCUCCUAGAAACACUGCUUAACCACCAAGAAUUGGGUUACCAAGAUGAAAUAAAAUGGCAGAGUUUUGUGGAAUUCCUGAGCAGAGCUUCCUCUGACUUGUCAGCUGAUUUGACUAUGGGAAAGAAACAAAAAGAAACUUCUGCCACUCCAAUACCUUCUCAAGUUCCUGAGAUGCCUCAAAGCAAAAGUGAACAUGUGAAAACUCUAGAAGAGAAGGUGCAACCAGAAAACCCUCCCACUGAGAUUUCGCCACCCACAGAUCCCUCAAACUCUCUGAAGAUCAGACCAGUCUCACAACCUUUCAUGAGUCCAGUGGUAAAGAAAGAGUCUGAAGAAUGUGAGGCAUGGAUUGACAGAUUCAGGAAGCUGGAAAAUGCCCUCUACCUGUGUGAUCUGAGUAAUACAGGAGUCCUGGAGAAGCAACGGGCCAGACGUCUCAUUCACAACUACAAUCUCAUUUACAACCUGUCCCUGAGCCCUCGGAAAAUCGACCAGGCCUUGCGCAGAUUCCGUGCGGGAGAAAAUAUGCUCUUGGAGCCAGCGCUUCGGUACUUAAAGGAGCUAUGAUAACAAGCCCAUAUUGUGAGAACAGAUGUUUUCUUUAUCUCCCUUUUUACCCAGACACGUGUUUCUCCCCAGCCUGAGUGUAGUGAAGAAGCACUGUCAGAGUUGAGGCUGAUGGAGCUCUUGUAGAUGCUCUGGAUUUGGACUUGGUUUCUGGCUAUGAAGCUCACUCAUAAGCUGCUCAGAGUGAUCAGAGAAGCACAGGUCUUCUCAUCUAAAUGGCAAGAACCCAGCUCCUUCAAAAUCCCUUCUGUUCUAAUAAAAUAUAUUCAAGUGACAUGA